AUGAAAAACUACAGUGCUGUCAGUGAGUUCAUUCUCCUAGGACUGUCUGCUGACCCUCACAUUCAGGCUGUCCUCUUUGUGCUGUUCCUUCUGAUUUAUCUUCUCACCCUGAUAGGAAACUUCUUGAUGCUGCUGGUGAUCAGGGUUGAUUCCCACCUCCAUACACCCAUGUACUUCUUUUUGAAACAACUGUCCUUCCUGGACCUCUGCCACUCCUCUGUCACAGCUCCGAAAAUGCUGGAGAAUCUACUUUCUAAAAGCAAAACCAUCUUUAUGGAGAGCUGCCUGGCUCAGACCUUCUUUGUGUUUGCCACGGGGGGCACCGAGGCUUGUCUGCUGGCAGUGAUGGCCUAUGACCGCUAUGUAGCCAUCAGCUCCCCUCUGCUCUAUGGCCAGCUGAUGAGUAAUGAGCUCUGUGUUGGGCUGGUGUGGGGCUCCUGGGUUCUGGCCUUUGCGGAUGCGUUCAUCAACAUCCUCCCGGCAGUCAAUUUAGACUUUUGUGAUGGCCAAACUAUUCCCCACUUCAGCUGUGAGCUCUCUUCUCUCUUCCCUCUGUCUUGUUCUGAUAUCUCUACCAACUUCAUACUCCUGCUGGGCUCCUCUGUCUUGCAUUUCUUUGGAACGUUCCUUAUGAUUGUUUCCUCCUAUACCCGCAUUGUCUCCACCAUCCUGAGCAUCAGCUCCACCUCUGGUAGAAGCAAGGCCUUCUCCACAUGCUCCUCCCACCUCACAACUGUGAUCUUGUUCUACGGCUCAGGUUUCAUCAGCUAUCUUUUGCCAACCUCAGGGUCCUCUCUGGAGAUGAUCUUCUCCCUGCAGUACAAUGUGAUCACACCCAUGCUGAAUCCCCUCAUCUACAGCCUGCAGAACAAGGAGGUGGAAGCAGCUGUGGGGAGAAUGUUCAGAAAAUAUUUUUAUCCUCUCAUGUAG
This is a messenger RNA of Choloepus didactylus (southern two-toed sloth), 930 nucleotides long. RefSeq names its product olfactory receptor 8S1-like. Gene Ontology annotation, molecular function: G protein-coupled receptor activity; olfactory receptor activity. Bases 1 to 930 code for a protein of 309 amino acids. The transcript has a single exon. Gene Ontology annotation, cellular component: membrane. Gene Ontology annotation, biological process: G protein-coupled receptor signaling pathway. The record is from RefSeq and is a predicted model, not a curated record. Lineage: Eukaryota; Metazoa; Chordata; Mammalia; Pilosa; Megalonychidae.